CAGCACUCCCGUCCCCAGAGAGGUGACCCAGCCAUGUCCUCUGCUGAGCCCCGGUCAGAUGGCAGCCGCCUGCCGUCUGCCAGCGCUGCUCUCCCUUUGUAUUGCAGAUCGAUGGCCAUUGAUUUUUCCUCCCGUGUAAACCUGGACGGGCCGGGGCCGCGCAGGGUUUUCGUGCUCGUCUGGCUCCGUCUCUCCCGCGGCCGCGCUCGGAGCAGCCCAUGCUGGGCUCCACAGCCCACCCACCUCCCUCUUGCCUCUGCAGCGACAAAACUCAAGGACAUCUGAAAAAAACAGCCUUGUAAAGAGUCAAGGAAACUCGGGUUUCAUUAAUCAGGUUUUAAUGACGGGCUCUGCUGUUUGCAGUCGCUUCCCGGGGCAGCACCCCCAGCUGGACUGGGCUGUGGCAGCUGUUUGGGGCACCCAUGGGAGCAGGGUGGCCCAGUGAUUCCCUCAGUGUGGGGCAUCCCUGGGGAUAGUCCUUAGAGGGGGCUCAGUGUAGGGACAUUUUCCCUCCUGGUGGUGCCCCUUUGCAGCCACUCCUCUCCCAUGGGGCAGAGGCAGAGUAGGGGACAAGGGGUUGCUGUACCCUCCCUGUCCUUUCUAUCCCCUUGCCAGAGUUUUACAGCCUGACAGGAGUGUUCCCUCCCGCGGGGGAGCUCUGGCUUCAUGGGACCCCUCGGAUCCAUCCCACCGCACCCUCAGCCCACCAUGGGGAAGCAUCUCCCCCAUGUGACGGGGACAGGGCGGGGGACAUCCCCGCUUGUCCCCAGCAGCUGCAGAGCUGCUCUCCGGACUAUUAACACCCUGCAAUGAUCAUCAGCUCUCGUCGUAAUCAUUAAGACUAUUAGAAAGAAAUGUUGGCUCGCAGCUCGUGUCAGACUUUCCGUUCUGCUUUGCAAACGUGCACAAUUAAUGCCAAUCAGGCGGGGGAGGCAGCCAGCUCGGAUCCCGGCUGCUCCCAAUCCCGGCUGUCAGCUCUCCCCAUCCCGCCUGGUACAUUUUCAUACAAUUGCUACAAACAUCUGAGGGAAACUCCGCGUUCUUCGGCAGCGCUGAGUAUUGUUCUCUGUUCCUUUUAAUUACUCGGCAUUCAGCAGCUCAUCCGGCCCCGGAUCGGUGGGGAAAGCAGGGAUUUGUAAAACAAAUAUAGAAAUUUGGAGACAUGCCUUAUUUUCCCAUUUGGUGGCUACAUGAGGUUGUCUAUGGCUAAAUAAGAAAAACCUGUUUAAUUUUUCUUUGUCUUUUCCUUCCCCCUCCCCUCCAAUGUUGCUUUUUCCCUUUAAGGCACAGUCUGGUCCCUGUCCCUCAGGGAACCCCAAAAGCAGGGUGAGCUUGGGACAAGGGGGGAAAAGAGCCGGAAUUACUUGGCCGGAUGGUGGUAUAAUCCUCGUUACAAAAGUACACAUCAAUUAUAAGAAUUCCUACAGUAAUCUUGGAAAUCUAUCUUUUCUGCUGAACCAGCUCAUUAAAGAGCACCAUUCAUUUCCAUCUCUCCGGGUGAGAAGGGUUUAAAUCUCCAGAGCUUUGUAUUACCAAAUAGACUGAGGGUGAUGGACUCGUGUUAAAUAUUAAAAGGAAGGAGUUGAUUUUUAUUUUUUUUUCCCCUUUUUUCCCCUCCUUCCCCCAGACUGGCAGCCAGAUGAAGUGUACUGUAAGGAGAGGAGGGUGGGGGGUCCCUGCCACGAGUACUUUCCCCAGCUGUCGGUAGGUGACACGGGGCUGUGCUCAAUGAGUGCAUCUGAGGACCCCCCUCACUUCCCCUCGCCCAGGGACCCCCACCAGCGCCAAGGGAGAAGGGAGGGAGGUUUCCCCAGGCCACCCUGGCAAGCCCCUGAGCCUGCGCCUGACCCGGCCGUGGCACAGGCAGGGCUUUUGUGUGCGGGCAGGGCAGCGGCGGCCGUGGGGCGAGGGACGGGCACAGAGCCCCUUUGUGUGCAGCUGCGAGCAGGGCAGCAGUGACAGAGCAGGAUAUGGAGAUACCAACCUGCCAUGGGGAUGGGGAGUUGGUACCCAGGCAUGAGGGGAGGGUAGCCAGGGAUGGGGGAGCUGGACCCGGGGAUGGGGAGCAGCGCCCGGCCGGAGUCGAGGGCGGCGCAGGGCGAUGUGUGCACUGCGCCGAGGCUCUGUGCAAACAUGCUAAUUUGUUUUCUUUCUUGCCUCGCCUUUCAGGGUAAUUGGUUGCAUUUGAAGCCUUUGUGAAAGCCUUUGAUUAUAGUAAUUUCAGCAGCACGAUCUACCCUGGAUUCCUUCGUCAGAUUCUUUCACAGCUCAGGCACUCGGGGCUGUAAUUAUGGAGCGGCGCACGCCCGACUGCCACAGCCGGGGCACCACGGUGCUGCCACCGUGGCUGUGGGGGCACAGGGACCUGUCACUGCGGGGGGCAAUUGAGCGCCCAGGAUGGGGCAGGAGGGAGCCAGGAUGGGGCAGGAGCUAUGAUGGGGAGCUUUGGUCUCUGCCGUGUUGAGUUUGUUUUGUCUCAGCUGGAGAUGUGGGUGCUGCAGGUGUCCAAGGUGUGGAUGCCCAUGCUGAGGUGGGGUCCAGGGUGCUUUUAAUUGCUACCCAGGAGGUCUUCCUGGAGCAACUUGGCUUUUCUCAUGGUUUGAUCCCAUGUCCCUGCUGUGGCUGGGACCAAAAGUCCCUGACCAUCUGUGAUGUGAUGGUGGGCAACUCAGUGGGCUCAUCUCUCCAGCCCCUCUUCCCCAUCCACGUGCAGGAUGAAGGCAUGGCACGAUUGUGUCGGAGGAGUGAGGUUUUAUUUGAGGAACUGGUACCACACCAGAGGGGGCACGUCCGUACCGGCGGGUCCUGCUCCCGCGCUGCACGCUGGCCCUGCCAGGACCCCGGUGCACACAGCCAGGGCUGAGCUCUGCCAAAAACACCGCUGGCGCCAAGUGGGGCCCUGACCUUUGCUAACGGGGCCACUCCCCCCCUCGCUGCUGGCAUUUCAUUCCCAGUCCCACAUAAUGACCUUCUCGGCAGUGCCGUGCCAGCGUCUGCCACUUCCAAUUACCCACGGCUGCUCAGCGCCCGGCGCAGCACGCGGGGCUCCUUCCUCCCCGCCAGGAUGGCAGCAGUUACGGGGCAUGUUGCACUGUGAUCCUCCACCCUUGUGGCUCGGGCACCCUCAGGGACCCCCCGGCACUGCCCAGGGUUCCAAGUCCCUGGCCCAGGGCGCUGGAGUUGCGUGGCUUUCCAGAAUCAUUAUUAACCUGUUCGAGAGCUGUUCCUGCUCACAGCGAAAAUAGAUCUUUAAUCUCUGCCCAAAAUAGCUCAUUUGAUGAGAGGCCUCCUUAAAGCUGACACAUAAAUUUAACCAGGCCGCCCGAGCCCUGUGCGGGGACGUCUGCAAAUGCUCAACAGCACUUGAAUUGUUGGGGUUUUUUUUAAUUCCAUCAUUACGGACACAUCUGAUACCAUAUUUCUUCCAUCCAGCAGGGUCAUUUGCACUGCUCAGGAGGUGAUUUGCUGUGCCCUGUCCCAGUCCCCCUGGCCCUGCUCAUAAGCCAAAGGUUAUUUUGGGGUAUUUUUUGAUGUUGAUUUUAUUGAACAGUCUAAGGGGUUUCUUCUUGGAGCAGCCACAGGAGUAGAAACCUCAGUUCUGAGUGGGAUGGGAGAGACUUAGAUGCUGCCCUAAGAUGCCAGCAGCGAGGGGAUGCUCUGUCCAACUCUGGUGCCACUCUGUCCCUGGCUGUGUGCCUUGGCUGGUGGGCUCCGUGCCAUCCUGGUGUCACAGCAGCCCAAAAAAAGCAUCAUUCCCCUGGCAGCAAAAUGUUAGCUCUGUAAGUAAAGGCGGGCUCUGGGGAAGUGGGAAAUGGGGAUGCUCAGUGUGUCACAGCUCUGCUUAGUGCCGGGUCCCAGGCUCACCCGGCAUCUUCCCAGCAUCUCCACAGGGUACGGGCUGGGAGAAGCCACUUGGCUGGUCUGGGUCACUCCCCCAGCCCCCCACUUCCCCACCACCCCAGUGAGAUCCUGAGCAGCAAAAUAAUCACUUCCAGCAUCAUUAUCCGUUGCAAACCCCAGCUUCCAAUUUUAAUCAGAGGAGCUGGUGUUGCUUUAAGAUCUGCGGGUUUUAAAGAUCACAAGAGGGGUUAGAGAAAAUUACCCUUGACUCUUACAUGCUAAUGUAAUCUCUAACCAGAUCUGCAGCACUGCAGCUAAAAUUGCUUUUUAGAUUAACAUUUAAUUAUUAACAGGGCCCCCUGAAAGGCCUGGGGCUGGAGCACGCGGAGGGGAGCGGAUUAUCCGGGUGGGAUGGAGCGGCGGGCGGGCGAGGGAAGGUCAUGGGGCGGCCGGCAGCACUGCCUGUGCCUCGUGGCACCCUCAGUGGCAAACUUUGGGCUUAAUUUUAUCUGGUGCUCGCCAUGGUUUAUGGUGGAGUGACCUUUCUGUGCUCACCCACUGUAGGGCUGAGCUUUGGCAUCACUCGCCGAGCGCUGCAUCCCCUCCACCCUAAAUCUGGAUGGGAUAUUGGCAUGAGCUGGCACGGCAGCUGCUGGUACCACCAUGGUGCCAGUAGGCAGCACCAGCCAGAAUCCUGCUCACCCUGCAAUGCGAUGGGAUGGGCACCCACUGCGUGCAGAGGGGAAGCCUUCCUCCUCUGGCACCUCCUCACCCUUGCAGGGUGCCAUUGGCUGGGAAACCAGUGUCUGUGGGGACCAGGGAUGGUGGCAGUGGCUGUGCCAGGGCUGCUGUGGGGGUAACACCAAUGUCCCAGUGCUGCUGCAGAGGUGGCACCAAUGUCCCUAGGGUUGCAGGGAAGGGGAGCACCCUGGAGGGGCAGUGGGAUUCUCCUCCGUCCGUGGAGGGACAAGGGGCAGGGGUGUCCCUGGUCAUGGUGAGUAGCCCUGGCACUGCAGUGGGUGUGUCUGUUUUACUUGGCACACCAGGGACCAGUGAGGGCUUUUCUUCAUUUCCCUGGUUGCUACCAGCCUUGGCCUGGCUCCCAUGCUGUCCGUCUGUCUGUUGGGUGCUGUCAGGAGCCUCCUGUGCCUCUCCCAGCCAGGGUGACCCCAUCACCUCCUUUUCUUGUGCCCAACCCAGCACUGACUUUUAAUAGCCAGGGGGGACAUGGCAGUGGCAUGACUCAAAACAGCUUUGCAGCAGCCCUGUUCAUCCCCUCCUUCCUCUCCUAACCCCAAAAACUCCCUUUUAAUGGGAUUACACUUCAGUGGUGCCCAGGGAAGGAUGCGGACAUGUUGCAGCAGAGCCUGGAUGGUGACCAAGACCUUGUCCCUCACCAUCCCUGCCCUGUCUGCUGCCCUCCAUUGCCCAGCAACUGCACAGGCCCACUUCAGGCUGAGACUUCAAAAGUUCCUUUUUCUUUUCUCCCCCUCCCGUCACAUUUUCUUUUAUCUAAAUCCUCGCCUGCGAAAGCCUCUAUCGACAGCUGCGCUGGCCUUAUCUCGCCGGAGGGACCUUCGCAGGGCUCUCGGAGGAGAUAAGCCCGACUUAUCAGCCACUGAUGUCAGAGGAGGUGCCAAACCCUCCCGUCACUGGGGCUUUAGACAUAGAGGGUGGUGUUUUUUAUUAAAGUCACGAAGACCUUGGGCUUAUAAAUAGUGUGAUGUCGAGAUGGAUUAGCCGGGUGUGGGGUGGGAAGGAGUGGUGGGAGAGGGGAAGGAUGGACUUGUGGCUGCCCCAUCCCUGGAAUUGUUCAAGGCCAGGUUGGACAGGGCUUGGAGCAACCUGGUCGAGUGGAAGGUGUCCCUGCCCAUGGUGGAAUGGGAUGAACUUUAAGGUCCCUCCCAACACAAGCCAUUCUGAGAUUCUAGAUGGUGACGGGGUUGUGGGAUGUGGGGUUAGGGCUCCUGGGGGACCCUGCUCCAGGUGUCCACAAGAGACUUUGCUUCUGGUGGGAGUGUCUUGCCAUGUACAGUGGUGCUGGCUGGAUGAUGGUGGAUCCACAGCCUGGGCAGAGGCCAUGGGGAUUCGGGGCGUUCCGGCAAAACUGCUGAGUGUUGCCUUUCCUGCCACGAAAAAGCCAGAGCAGCUUGAACUAAAUCGGAUCCUGCUGAUUGGAAUUAGUUCAAAUGCAGAUGGAGCUAACUAAGCCGGCGCUAAGCGUUGGACAGCCCAGCGCCCAAUUCCCAUCAGCUGAUUCAGGGGCUUUUCUGAGCGGCAUUAACGAAAUGCCACCAUGGCACAGAUGCCCAUUGUGCCGGGCACCCACCCUCCCGCCCACGGGCGCUCUGGGAGCUUGGGGCACCCAGCAGGGUGCCAGGGUGGACAGAUGGAUGGUGUUGUGGCACCGGAGCCCUCGUGGUUCUGAGCGUGCCCGUGAAGUGCAACAUAGCUGUCGGAAAAAUCACCUCCCCUGCGAGACACCGGGAGACGGGGGCAGAGGCGGGGUCUGAAUUAAUCGGUGGCUUUAUUCAGUUUGGCAGGUGGCUCCUGCAUCUCAGCAAUGCUCCAUGGGCAGGGCUGGGAUGGCUCCAGGAGGGUGCUGGACUGUGUAUGGCAGUGGUGGUGACAACUUGUGCCAGCAUGGGAGUGUCCCCAGGGACCUGCAUUGCUGGGCCCCAGAGUCAAGGGUGCCUUCAGCUACUGUGACAGGUCACCAGCAUCUCCCCGGACCGGGGCUGCAUCCGUGCCCUCCCUGUGCCAGCACAUGGUUUUGGUGACCCCCUGGGUGCUUUCCCCUUGCCUUCCCUGUGCUGGCACAUGGAUUCAGUGAUCCCCUGAGUGCGUUCUCCUUCCUCUCAGCUGUUUGCCCCAGGGACCAUCAGGGACCUGAUCCUCAUCCAGCAAUGGCACAAGCCGCCCACGACGCCUGUGUCUGCCAGGGACACGGGUCAAUGUCCCCGUGAGGAGCUGCCUCUCCGCAGGGAGGAGGUGACGUCCAUUGCUAAUCGGCCAGAUGGUGACACCCGGCGGGACGCCAGCCCUGAGGUCACCGCAGAGCUGGGGCUCAGGUACGGCAGGAGCCGGUGCCAUCAUCCAUCCCCCGCAUGGCCCUGAGUGCCCUGACCUGGGUCCACCCCGCAGGGACAGGGAUGGGGACAGGACAGGGUCAGGCAGCUCCCAGCAAGGAAAAUCCAGGCGGUGGGCGCGUGCUGGGGGAGCUGAGGCACCAGGAGCGGGGCUGCGUAAUGAACCCCGAGUCCCGGUGGGGAGAGGCGAGCUCCUGGCAGUCAAGUGUGCUCAGGCUCUGAAUAAGAAGCACUUCAUUCUCUUUUCAAACUGUAUAAUUUCUGCCUGAUUGUAAUGGCAUAUUUUAAAAUUACCAGAAAUCGAAGCCAGAAAAUGGAUACGGCUGCUUUUACUGCGAGCUGCGUUAACAAAGGAUAUGUAAUGCAUGAAAUAAAAACACCUCCCUGCCCCCCUCCUUUUUUUUUUUAAGACAGUAAUAGGAGAAAAUUGGUUUUGAAACUGAAUAAAAGUCCCUUUCAGAGGAAAUCAUUUCUUUCAGGGUACCUUUGCUGAAAGUAAAAUAGUGAAUAAUGAAAGGUGGUUACAUGAUUGUCUUUCAUUUAGAGAGCACGAGGACAGAUGGAAUCUGGGAGAAAUGCACGAUUGGAAUAAUUGCAUGGUAACAAGGCGCUUGUUGUGAAAUUAGUAUCUUAAGAAAGUAGUGAAAAAGGCUUUUACUCAUGAAUACUUCAUUAUUAGAAGAAAACAGCACAAUUUGGGUUCUCCAGACACCUGCUCGGUAUUAGAUUACUUCCUCCUCCCCUCCUCCUCCUCACACCUUUUGCCGAUGAGUCUCCAUGCCACCAGUUUGCUGGGGGGGAUGGGGUGAGACCGCAGCCCCAUGAGCAGAGCCCAGCCAAGGGACAGAUGCCCUGCGUGGAUCCUGUUCCAAGGACAAUCCCAGAGCCUGGGAGCCCCUGCCUGUGGGAGCAAGGGCAGGUACCGUCUGCGCCCGUUAUGGCUGUGAAGGGCUUCCAAAGGGUGACAUUUAAACCAGUGGAGCACAGAGAGCCCCGGGCAUGGCUCUGGGAUUAUCCUUUCCUGCUUUGCUUCUUGGUGGUGAUGGUCAUGGGCUCUGCCAGCACCUGCCCGAGGCCACCACAUGCCUGAGGCCACCACAUUGCUCCCCUGCACGGCAGUGCCAGCACCUCUCGCCAACACUGGGACAUGUGGGAAACAUCCUGGGUGGCUGCAGGAGGUCACAAUUCCCCCACAACAGAGAAGAUGAAGUGAUGUACUCAGCAGCGACACCCAUCCGUGACAUCCAGUUGUGACCCCCGGCCAUCCAUAAGCGUUCAGCUGGAGAACGAUGGCUCAAGAGCUGUGACACCGUGGAUGGGCACCACUGCCUGUUUUCCUGCUGCUCCCACCCACAUCUCCCUGCCCUGUCCAAGUGGGAAUAUCUCUCCCCGCGCCAGCCGGAGUAGUGGGAGGGUGUCAGCAGCAACUGGUUAUAACUCACAGCCUCGCGGCGGCUGGUGAAGGACGUACAGUGAGCAGCGCGGUGGCGGCGGUGACUUUGGCCUGACCCCUCCAGCUUUUGUCGAGCAGAUUUUGAUGCCAGCUGGGAGCUGGCGACAGAUCCCAGGACCCCGAGUGGGAUGUUAACACUGUCUUUCCCCAGCCUUGGCCGGGGUCGCUCUGUGCCGGGAGGUGCUGGCUGGCACGCUGACAGAGCAGUCUGGCGCUGCUGGAGCACGGUGCUGUGGGGAUGCCCCAGCUCUGCCCCCUUCCCAGUGGGAAGAGCGGAAAGCUCUGCAGGCAGCACAGAUCACCCACUGAGACCUUCAUAUUUCUUUUAUAUACAUUCCUAUUUCUUUCAGGCUCUCUGAGUUAGUUAUUGAUCUCCAGAGGAGCAAAGGGCACUUGAGUGCUGUGGAGAUCCUGCCGCUGGCUCUGCUGGGUGGGCACAGAGUGGUGGCAGCGAGGUGAGCAGGUCCCCUCCCUCACCCAUGUCUCUCCUCUCUCACAGGGUGCGGGGCGGCAGCGCCCGCCAGGAAACCCAGACCAUGCUGGCCUGCCUGCAGAGGACCCAGAACCCCCCAGCCCAACACCUCCCCUGCCCCAACAAGGCGCUGGAGCCGCGCAAGUGUGAGACGGUGGCACCGAUGCAUUCCCCGCGCUACCCCAGCCCCGCCGAGCUGGACGCCUACGCACAGAAGGUGGCCAACAGCCCACUGACCAUCAAGAUCUUCCCCACCAACAUCAGGGUCCCCCAGCACAAGCACCUUAACCGGACGGUCAAUGGCUACGACACCACAGGGCAGCGGUACAGCCCCUACCCCCUGCACGCCGGCGGCUACCAGGGCCUGCUGGCCAUCGUCAAAGCCUCCAGCAAAAGCGUGGUGAAGAACUCGGAGGGGAAGCGGACUAAGCUCUCGCCCGCCCAGGUGGGCGUCGCUCCCUACCCCGCCUCAAGCACUUUAGCUCCAGGUCCCUCCUGCGCCGGGCAGCUGAGCUACCACGGCGGCCAGAAGCAGCUGGAGGGUCCUGUGCCCAACGUGACGGUGGCGGCCUCAGUGCUGCCGCUGGCGGGCAGGAGCCUGGCCCUGCCACCCUCCAACCUGCCCUCCAUCCAGAGCAUCAUCUACCAGAUCAAUCAGCAGUGCCAGGCGCAGGGUGCCCAGCCGGGCUGCCCGGCCGUCGUGGCCGCCCACCCCAGCCCAGCCAAGCACGGCGCCUUCGGCACCGCCUACGCCGGCACCGUCCUGCCCGAGUGCCGCAAGGGCGCCGACCUGGCACUGGGCUCCAACCCGGCCGCUGCCCUGGGACCCAAGGCAGGCGUCUACCCCGAGGGCAUGGACUACCUGGUCUGGCAGCAGAAGCAGCAGCAGCAGCACCUGCGAAUGUACAGCGGGGGCAGCGGCGGUGGGGGGGCCCUCAGCAAGUCCCCCGAGAUGUGCGCGGGCGCCUCGCGCCCCUACGGCCUGGGCGGUGCGGCCGAGAAGGUGAGCUCGUCCCCCUUGAACUGCAUGCACGGCAACUUCUCAGUGGGGCAGUACUUCGCUCCCCCUUGGAACAGCAUCCUGGUGACCCCCAACAGCGACUGUUACAACCCGCCGGAGUUGGGGGCCGGGCCCCGCGAGCUGGGGGUGCCCCCGGCCGAGGGGCUGCCCAGCAAGACGCUCUGCAAUACCUCCAUCCUCAGCAGCAGCCUCCAGUCCCUGGAGUAUCUCAUCAACGACAUCCACCCGCCCUGCAUCAAGGAACAGAUGCUGGGCAAGGGCUACGAGACCGUGUCUGUGCCAAGGCUCUUGGACCACCAGCACGCCCACAUCCGCCUGCCCGUCUACAGAUAAGGGACCGAUGCUGCUCUUCCCAAACCCAGGGCGAGGACUUUGGCACGAGCCGCGCUCCCCUCCGGCACUGUGCCGGUACUGGACCGCGGAAGCGAGGGCGGGGGGACAGGGAGGGGGACACGAGGUCGGCUGCCGAAAGGGCUCCUGGGACACUGGCAUUUCACCGGGGUCCCCAAACUGGAUACACCCGCGACCUGCUGGAAGCCGAGGCCGAAGGACUGCUUGUCUAUAUAGCUCAGAAAUCAUUUUAUCUCCACGAAUGUGAACAGGGAAUUGCUACGAGUUGCUGCUAUCCAGGGAGGGGAGGCUCUGCCACGCACUGGCAGCACCGGGUCCGUGCGGGACAGAGCCCUGUGCCGUGGCCAGCCAGGAGGCUCCAUGGUGGGUCCCGGCCCAGCUGUGGCCAGGAGGCUCCAUGGUAGCCAGUCCUAGCCCAGUGGUGGCCAGGAGGCUCUGUGGUAGCCAAUCCUAGCCCAGUGGUGGCCAGGAGGCUCCAUGGUGGCUGGUCCCAGCCCAGCUAUGGCCAGGAAGCUCCACAGUGGCCGGUGCCAGCCCAGUGGUGGCCAGGAGGCUCCAUGGUGGCCAGUCCCAGCCCGGUGGUGGCCGGUUCCAGCCCAGUGGUGGCCAGGAGGCUCCAUGGUGAGCAGUCCCAGCCCAGUGGUGGCCGGUCCCAGCCCGGUGCGUGGCCAGCGUGUGGCCGCAGGGAGCUGCCACCUGACCUGUAGCUGAAGUCCGUAACUUGCACUGCUUUGAUUAAAGCUAAUAACUGGGGACAGUCUGGAGGCUAUUUAAGAAAAACACUUGAAAACUUGAACAGAUUUUUUUGUUUGUUUUUUUUUUUUUUUUUAAUUUUUUUUUUUUUAGUUGACUAGGCUGUACAUCUAUGUGUUGGCUGCUACAGAGUCUCCUCCCACCCCUCCUCCUCCUCAUCCUCCUCCUCUCACCCGGCCCGGCAGUGGCCACUGGCUCCUAUUCCCACUCAACCAGGAGGUUCAGGACCCCCUCUCCCCCGUGGGACCCCCUCAGCUCUCACACUUCCAGGCUGUUUUAUUUCUCCCCCUUACUGUCAGUUCUACCUUGGUUCUGGGUUAGAGGUGACCGUGGUACCAGGGCACUCACAUACCUCCUUUUUUUCUCUUUUUUUUU
Chiroxiphia lanceolata (lance-tailed manakin) is the source of this 11354-nucleotide messenger RNA. RefSeq names its product family with sequence similarity 222 member A (gene FAM222A). The coding region runs from base 8862 to 10208 and encodes 448 amino acids. The transcript is spliced from 2 exons. The record is from RefSeq and is a predicted model, not a curated record. NCBI's taxonomy places the organism in Eukaryota, Metazoa, Chordata, Aves, Passeriformes, Pipridae.